UGCCUCCUGUGAUCAUUACAGAAAUGCUGGCGUGAGCUCUUCCGGAAACAAUGAAGAGAAAAUGGACACACUGUGUUGUUUGUGCCAUCAUCCAGAUCCAGUUUUUCAGGGGAGUGUGGGAAGAGCUAUUCAAUGUCGGAGAUAACAUGUAUGCUCUACCUGGUUCUGAUGUCAACUUGACCUGCCAAACAAAGGAGAAAGACUUCUUGGUACAGAUGCAAUGGUCCAAGGUCACAGAUAAGACUGACAUUAUGAUUGCUCUUUAUCAUCCCACAUAUGGCUUCUACUGUAGGCAGGGGCAUGCCUGUGAAUCACAAGUGGCUGCCAUAGAAACUCCGAAGGGUAUAACAAAUUGGACUCUGUACUUAAGGAAUAUCUCUUCCACCCACAGUGGAAAGUAUAAGUGCAUCUUUACUCUGUAUCCAGAAGGCAUCAAGACUACAGUCUACAACCUCAUUGUGGAACCCUAUACACAAGAGGAACACAACCGUACAAUAGAAAUAGAGACAAAUCGGACUCUGGAAAUACCAUGCUUUCAAAAUACCUCCUCAGAAAGUUCACCUAGCUUCACCUUUUCAUGGUUGGUGGAGAAAGGUGGAGUGGAAGAAGUUCUCUUCACCCACGAUCACCACGUCAACAAUUCCACAUCAUUUAAAGGCAGAGUCGGACUGGGUGCAGACUACGGACUCCACCUCUCCCCAGUCCAAAUCCAAGAUGAUGGCAGGACAUUCUCUUGCCGUCUGAGUGUCAGUCCUGUCAAAGCCUGGAAGAUGUCCACCACAGUCAAGGUUUUUGCUAAGCCAGAAAUCCUCAUGACUGUGGAAAACAGCACCAUGGAUGUUUUAGGAGAGAGAGUAUUUACCUGCCUACUGAAGAAUGUGUUCCCCAAAGCAAAUAUCACCUGGUUAAUAGAUGGAAGAUUUCUUCAAGGCAAUGACGAAGGAAUAUACAUAACAAAUGAAGAGAAAAACGGCAGUAGUGGAUUUCGGGAACUAAAGUCAGUUUUCAUAAGGAUGCAUAAAAGUCCAUCCCAAUCAAACAACAUGACAGUUUGUUGUAUGGCUCUGUCGCCAGGCCCGGGAAAUAAAAUGUGGAAUACUUCAUCACAACCCAUCACGUUUUCCUUGGUUUCAGAUUCUGUGAUUGCCCCAACAAGACGUCUACCCAACGGGACACAUCCUACCCUGGGUACACAACCUUUUCCAGAUGCCAAAGUGUCUCCUACAAGAUAUCUAGCUACAUCUUCAGUGACAAUUGUAGAUGAAAAUGUGUUGACACCAGAUGCAACUCUUCGAAGUGAGUAUACCUCAAGACCUGCUUCCUCUUCUAAUAGUGGAUCUUGGCCUUUUCCUUCCACUUCUCCUCCAGAAUGGUGGCCAAUACCUGAUACCUCCACUGGACCCCAAGAGCCAGACACCCCAGUUUCAUGGAUACCCAGUGAAGUGCACGCUUCAGUCCCUUCAGAUGCAAGCUUAGCUCCUCAUGAUGCCAUCAUCAGUACAACCAAAGAAUUUCCAGAUGCUCUCACAACUGCAGAUGGAACUACUAAAAUUGACCACGGCCCUAUCACCAGUAUCAUAGUUAAUAAACCUAGAGAUGGAAUGUCCUGGCCUGUGCUUGUCGCUGCUUUGCUGUGUUUCUGCAUACUAUUGUUUGGGAUUGGAGUAAGAAAAUGGUGUCAGUAUCAAAAAGAAAUCACUGAAAGAGAAAUGUUUUCUUCCCAGCAUGGAAAGACCCCCACCUUUCAAGCCACCACCACCUCCCAUCAAGUACACGUGCAUUCAGGAACCCAGUGGACAUGGCCUGCCUUGUCAUGAGAUGGAGGUCCUCUAAGCUUUUGAGCCUUGCCACAGCACAGCAGUGCUGGAGUCCUGUAGGAAGGGAGAUAUUGUACAAUAUUAAUAUCAUCACCAGCCAGACAUGCCUCUGCUUCAGCUGAAAUGAAUGUUGGAAAUAAAUGAGUUGUUUUCCCA
Messenger RNA from Mastomys coucha (southern multimammate mouse), 1973 nucleotides. It is a transcript of the gene Cd96, whose product is annotated as CD96 molecule. NCBI's taxonomy places the organism in Eukaryota, Metazoa, Chordata, Mammalia, Rodentia, Muridae. Gene Ontology annotation, biological process: cell-matrix adhesion; inflammatory response. The record is from RefSeq and is a predicted model, not a curated record. Bases 51 to 1817 code for a protein of 588 amino acids. The transcript is spliced from 14 exons.